Argentina anserina (silverweed cinquefoil) is the source of this 1386-nucleotide messenger RNA. RefSeq lists its product as uncharacterized. NCBI's taxonomy places the organism in Eukaryota, Viridiplantae, Streptophyta, Magnoliopsida, Rosales, Rosaceae. Bases 1 to 1386 code for a protein of 461 amino acids. The record is from RefSeq and is a predicted model, not a curated record. The transcript is spliced from 3 exons.
AUGGAAUGCCCAGAACUAGAGAUGUUAUAUGUUCAUAGAACUACAUACCAUGGACAGUCGGUGCAAAUCCCAUCCGACUGUUUCAGAGAGAUGCUCAGAGUGUUGAAUUUAACCAACUUAUACGUACCGUCAUUGCCUUUAUCUCUUCAAUACUUGAAGGAGCUUCAAACUUUGUGUUUGGAUGAUUGCGAGUUGGGAGAUAUAACUUCCCUGGGGCACUUAAGUAGCUUGGAAGUUCUUAGCUUAUCACGAUCUGAUGUUAGAGAAUUGCCUAAAGAAAUAGGGCAAUUGACUCUUCUUCGGUUGUUGGAUCUAUCUGAUUGCAGUAGCCUUGAAGUGAUACCACCUACUGUUAUAUCCAGCUUGGUGAAACUGGAGGAUUUGAAUAUGAGAGAUAGCUUUAAGGAUUGGGAAGUUGAAGGUGAAGGGAGUAAUGCAAGCCUUUCAGAGCUGAAGCAUUUGUCUCAACAAUCUUCAUUAGAGAUACAUAUUCAGGAUGAUGACGCUCUUCCAGCAAACUUGUUCUCCAACAAGUUAGAAAGAUUCAACAUAUAUAUUGGGGAUGUGUGGGAUGAGUGGCAUGAUGAAUGGGAUGCAAUAAGUUCUCCAUGGGAGGACAUACUUAAUAAAACUAUGACCCUGAACACAUUGAAACUCAAGCUUACUAAAGAUUUAGAUGAAAGUCUAAAAUGGCUAAUAAAGAAUUCCGAAUACUUGUCCAUAGAUGAGACAGAAAUUGUUGUUGUCCAGGAGUUGAAUGCCGAAGAUUUUGAGAAUAUUAUACAUCUCCAACUCCAAAAUAAUGUUGAUUUUAUGGCUAUGGUUAACAAGAAGGUUGUGUUCCCCAACCUACAAACCCUGUGGGUGCAUGGAUGUGAUAAAUUACAAUUCUUGUUCUCAUUUUCCAUGGCUAAAAGUCUUGUACAACUCACACAUCUAAUGGUCUCCGAAUGUAAGCUCUUGCAAGAGAUUGUAUCAUCAACAAAAGAAGACGGUGUAGAAAAUAUAAGUGACAUGUUUUUUAAACUUAGAGUAUUGAAGCUUGCAGAACUUCGAGACCCCGCUAGAUUCACUACAGGAAAUUAUAUAGAGUUUCCGUCAUUGGAAGAAUUGGAGGUAAAGAAAUGUGAUAAUAUGGGGGCAUUCAUUGGUGGUAAGGUUUCUAUGAGAACUAAAGGCACUAGAAGCUGCAAAGAAAUUGAACAGAAGAUAUUGGAAGAGGAUUCGUUCCACAAUUUGGAAGGCAUACAAUUGACUGGCAUGGAAAUUUGGAAUGGACCACUCCCAGUGGAGCAGUUGGUGUUUGGCAAAUUAAAAGUCAUUAGCGUUGGACGGAAUUGUGCACUUCUGGCCAAGCCUUUUCCUCCAGAGAUUACAAAAUCUUGA